Molecule: messenger RNA, 263 nt
Organism: Staurois parvus
Lineage: Eukaryota; Metazoa; Chordata; Amphibia; Anura; Ranidae
Source: the annotation of a GenBank genome assembly
AAGAAGAAGAAGAAGAUGAUGAAGAAGAAGAAGAUGAUGAAGAAGAAGAAGAUGCAGAUGAGUGCCGUCGAUCUUAGAAUCACCGCACACUUCACUCAUUUGGGCAGUCACGGGGCCAAAACCAGAGUGUGGAGCCACAGUGCGGCGGUGGAGGCAGCAGCAAUGGGAGGCCAUACAGCACCCUAUGACAAAAAUGGAACCCACCAGCAGUGUGAGGAGACCUGAAAGUGGCACAUGGCAGAGUGUGGCGAUGGAGACAGCAG